GAGGCACUCCACUGUCCGCUCCCCACUUCCCCUCCCCUUCUUCUCCGCCGCUCCGCCAGCAUUAACCGCACCCCACUCCUACCCCGGAGCUACCGGAUCCACAGAUCGACCUUCCCCCCUCCGUCUACGCCGGCGUCCUCAUGGAGGCCCCACCCGCGCCCGGCGUCGGGGCCCAAACCCUCGCGCUCGCCGUGGCCGCGGCCGCGGCCUGCAGCGUGGAGGACAAGGGGGCCAAGCGCGCGCGCAAGCGGAGCAGGUACCUCGACGACUACGAAAUCCCCACCAUCCUCAACGCCCUCCACGGCGACGGCGACGACGACUGCAUCGUCGCCCCGCCUCCACCUCCCGCUCCAAGAAAGGGGGCGGCGAGCGAGGGCCCGGCGCUGCUCCUCCGGCUCCAGGCGCCCGACCUGCUCGCCGCGCUCCACCGCUGCGCCGCAUCUCCCUACGACGACGAGCCGCUCGAGGGCGUCGACGCCGGCGCGCUCCUCGCCUUCUUCGCCCUCCACAGGGAAGCCUCCGCCUCCGUCUCCGUGCCCGCCACCCACCGCGCCGGCAAGGACACUGCCCUGGUUACCACGGGUCAGCAUCGCUCUAAUGAUGCUCCUGCCGCCGCUCGCCCGAAUCCAUGCCAGGCCAUGGCCUUCGGGGGCGGAUCUGCCGGCAACCAACAGGCCGGUGGCAUUGCCAUUGGCCACGCCGCGUAUGCGCAAGCCCACCACCACAUUGGAGCUGGACCAUCAAAUGCAGAUGCAGCCGCACUAGGGGGGCCUGGACCCAGCAAGAGGAGGAACAAGAAGAAGGUAACAUUCGCACUGGGAGCGCCUGGUGCCUCCGGCGCCGGUUGCCCCGCCCAACCCGGUGCUGCUACCCACAGCAGCAGCAUCGGCAGCGCCGGUUCCACGCCCAACAAGCCGGCCAAGAACAAGAAAGCUGUCAACGGGCAGCAGCAUUUCAGCAAGCCGGUGGCCCUCAUCCUGCAAUUCGCCCCGGGCACCGCCGCCGAUCAGCUCCCUUCCAAGGAGCAGCUCCACUCCACACUCCGCGGCUUCGGCCCCCUGAUCGAGCCCAGCACCGAGAUCACCAAGAAGCAGGCGCGCGUCGUGUUCCAGAGCAGCGCCGCGGCCGAGGCUGCCUACAGCUGCGUGCACACGCUCGGCACCUUCGCCGCGGCGCGGCUGCAGUACCUGCGCCCGCCGCCGCCCCCUCCAAAGAUCCCGCUGACGGACGUCCGGAAGAACCUCGAGAGGAUGAUCGCGUCCCUCACCGGCCCCUCUCUGCUCGGCAAGGAGGACAGCGCGUGGAGCCUCGCCGGAGAGAUGCAGCACCUUCUGGUCAAGGUCGACAGGGUGCUGAAUGCCGGCGGGGCAGGGCCUUCCACCUCAGUUGCUGCUCAUCACCAUUGAUCUCUCAGCUUGGAUCAGCUCUGCCUCAGCUCAGCUACAUGGAGAUAAGCUCUCCCUACCUCCUAGUAUAGUUAAGAGUUAGUGAUCCAGGUGCUCUUGUAUAUUAUUAGCUCUAGUCUAGUUCCACCUCAGCUGCUGCUCAUCACCAUUGAUCUCAGCUCAGCCCAGCCAUGCUCUGGUCUGGUCUGCUAGAUGGAGAUAAGCUCCUCCUACCCCCUAGUAUAGUUAGUUUAGUCAAUGAUCCAGUUGGUCUUCUUGUAUAUUAUGAACUCUAGUCCUGCUAGGUACUGCUACUGCUCGAAUCAUCGUAGCUGCUAGUUCUCACUCGGUAUGUUUCGGUGUCGAUCCAUACUGGCUGCAGCGACGAUCUUGCGACGAUCGAGCUUCUAAUGCUCAUGUGUAAUAUAUAUCUACCUGCUACCAAUGAAGUAAGCUAUGGUGUGCUUGUUCC
This is a messenger RNA of Aegilops tauschii subsp. strangulata, 1857 nucleotides long. RefSeq lists its product as uncharacterized. The record is from RefSeq and is a predicted model, not a curated record. NCBI's taxonomy places the organism in Eukaryota, Viridiplantae, Streptophyta, Magnoliopsida, Poales, Poaceae.